AUGAAGGCGUCGACGAGCCGAGCGCUGACUUUCUGCGCCAGCUUCGCGGUAUGCGAGGCUCGCUCUCUGUGGUCUUCGAUCCCUGCGACGUACGGAGAUUCGAGUUCGGAUACGUACUUGCUCAAGACUGGGUAUCCUAUUGGCAAUGGCAAACUCGGGGCGAUUCCGUUUGGUCCGCCUCAUGCGGAGAAGGUCAACCUGAAUAUUGACUCUCUCUGGGCUGGCGGACCCUUUGAGGCCUCGAACUACACAGGCGGCAACCCAACAGAGCCAAAAUACGACGCUCUUCCAGAGAUCCGCUCAUUCAUCUUUGAAAAUGGAACCGGAGAUGUCUCCCCCAUCCUCGGCUCAGGAGCAAACUACGGCGGCAACCGCGUCCUCGCAAACCUAACAGUCACAAUCAACGGCGUGGGCAACUACACCUCGUACAAACGCACCCUCGACCUCACAACGGGCGUCCAUACGACAACGUUCACCGCAAACGCGGCAGACUACGAAAUCACCAACCUCUGCUCGUACCCGGACCAAGUAUGUGCAUACCACGUCGCAGUCACCUCUUCUGCCGCAAGCAACAGCACAACGACUUUGUCCGCCGUCACGAUAGGUCUCGAGAACCAGCUCAUUGAUACUGAUACCUACAACGUAACCUGCGGCGCCGACCAUGUCCGUUUCACUGGCGUCACGCAGCUUGGUCCGCCGGAGGGCAUGAAGUUCGACUCCAUCGCAAGACUCACCUCCGAGACUUCGUCCGCGGCCAUCACGAAUUGCACAUCCUCCGGCCUUCUCAAAGUCACACCCUCACCAGGCCAAACCACCCUCACAAUCAUCAUCAGCGCCGAGACAAACUACGACCAAAAGAAAGGCAACCCAGCCUCCUCCUACUCCUUCAAAGGCGCAGACCCAGGCCCCAAAAUCGAAUCCCUCUCCACAACCGCCUCCUCGAGACCCUUCUCCGACCUCCUUGCCUCCCACAUCGCAGACUACCAAACCCUCCAAUCCGCCUUCACCCUCACCCUCCCAGACCCCCUCAACUCCUCCACCACAACAGAAACCUCCCAGCUCAUCGCCUCCUACGACUCCACCACCCCGGACGGCGGCGACCCCUACCUCGAAGCCCUCCUCUUCGACUACGGCCGACACCUCCUCAUCGCCUCCUCCCGUGCAAAUUCCUUACCUGCCAAUCUCCAGGGCCGCUGGACGGAGCAGCUCUGGCCCGCGUGGAGCGCGGAUUACCACGCUAAUAUUAACCUGCAGAUGAACUACUGGCACGCCGACCAGACGGGGCUGGGCGAGGCGACGCAGGGGGCGCUGUGGGAUUAUAUGGAGGAUACGUGGGUUCCGAGGGGCACGGAGACGGCGAGGUUGAUUUAUAAUGCUAGUGGGUGGGUUGUGCAUAACGAGAUGAAUGUGUUUGGACAUACUGCGCUGAAGGAGGGCGCGGAGUGGGCGAAUUACCCAGCAGCAGCAGCCUGGAUGAUGCAACACGUCUUCGACGCCUACGACUACACCCGCGACGCAACCUGGUUCGCGUCCCAAGGCUACCCCCUCAUUAAAGGCGUCGCCGCCUUCUGGCUCACCCAGCUCCAAGACGACGCCUUCUCCCGCGACGAAACGCUGGUAGUCAACCCCUGCAACAGCCCGGAAACCGGCCCCACGACGUUCGGCUGCGCGCACUACCACCAGAUGAUCCACCAAGUCUUUGAAUACACCCUCCUCGGCGCAUCUGUUCUCCCCUCUGCUUCUGCUGAGGAUCAGGACUUUCUCGACGCCGUCACCGCGUCCCUCGCGAAACUGGACAAAGGUGUCCACGUCGCGACAUGGGGCGGCCUCAAGGAGUGGAAACUCCCCGAGUCGGCGCCGUAUAACUCGGAUAAACCGUCUACGCACCGUCACCUAUCCCACCUGACGGGUUGGUACCCGGGCGCCUCCAUCUCCUCCUUCCUAGGCGGCUACGCUUCCAACGCUACAAUCCAAUCUGCCGUCCGAGAGACGCUCAUCUCCCGCGGGCGGGGCAACGCGCCCGACGCAAACGCCGGCUGGGCCAAAGUCUGGCGCGCGGCGUGCUGGGCGCGGUUGAAUGACACGGAAAGAGCCUACGACCAGCUCCGGUACGCGGUUGAUGUGAAUUUUGCGCAGAACGGGCUGAGUAUGUAUUCUGGCACGGGGGCACCGUUUCAAAUUGAUGCGAAUUUCGGGUUGAGCGGCGCGGUGUUGGGUAUGCUUGUCGUGGACUUGCCGCUGCCGUAUGCGUCCCCGGAGGAGGUGAGGACGGUAGUGCUUGGGCCCGCUAUCCCGGCGCGGUGGGGCGGCGGGAGCGUGAAGGGAUUGCGGAUCCGGGGCGGCGGGGUUAUUGAUUUUGGGUGGGAUGCGGAGGGGGUUGUGGAUGAGGCUGUUGUUGUUUCUGGGAGUAGAGGCGGGGGGAAGGUGAGGAUCGUGAAUGUGAAGGGGGAGAGUUUGGCUGAGAUUUAG
Colletotrichum acutatum is the source of this 2469-nucleotide messenger RNA. RefSeq names its product alpha-fucosidase. NCBI's taxonomy places the organism in Eukaryota, Fungi, Ascomycota, Sordariomycetes, Glomerellales, Glomerellaceae. Gene Ontology annotation, molecular function: alpha-L-fucosidase activity. The transcript is spliced from 5 exons. The record is from RefSeq and is a predicted model, not a curated record. The coding region runs from base 1 to 2469 and encodes 822 amino acids. Gene Ontology annotation, biological process: carbohydrate metabolic process.